This is a messenger RNA of Scomber japonicus (chub mackerel), 2257 nucleotides long. RefSeq lists its product as uncharacterized. The transcript is spliced from 21 exons. Bases 1 to 2028 code for a protein of 675 amino acids. Gene Ontology annotation, molecular function: lipid binding. The record is from RefSeq and is a predicted model, not a curated record. Lineage: Eukaryota; Metazoa; Chordata; Actinopteri; Scombriformes; Scombridae. Gene Ontology annotation, biological process: lipid transport; lipoprotein metabolic process. Gene Ontology annotation, cellular component: extracellular region; membrane.
AUGAACAUGUUCAAAAGAGAUAAAGACUCAACAGCCACGACUCCAGUUGUCCCACAGAGACCCAGCAAGGGGGAUCUGGACAACCCAAUCAUACACAGCCUGAGCAGUGAGGAUGCAGGAAUGACCUCAGCCUCGCAGAGGACAGGGGUGAUGGGAGUUAUGCAUAAAAUCAACCCAUUCAAGUCUGCCUCACAGGCCUCCUCUUCAGAGUCACUAGAACAGGGAACUCAGGCCACACAGAACCCUGGUAUGCUGAAAGGGGUUAUGCAGAAGGUCAACCCAUUCAAGGCCACCUCCCAGGUCUCUAAAGCUCCAUCGUCAGAGUCACUGGAGCAUGGUAGGGUUUCAGACACAAAUCAGAACCCUGGUAUGUUUAAAGGGGUGAUGCAGAAAGUCAACCCGUUCAAGACUUCCACACAGGUGCCAAAGAACGAUGCUCAAAACGAUUCUGCCAAUGUCCAAGAGACUGGAAAUGAACUUCAGGGAAAACAGAACCCAGGGGGGAUCGCAGGGGUGAUGCAGAAAGUCAAUCCAUUCAAAUCCUCACAGUCAAAGGAUACCCAGCUGCUACGCAGUGACCUUUCCUCCAGUGAUGGAAGCUUGGCAGACAAUAACAACCAGACCCCUGGUGUGUUCAAGGGGAUGAUGCAGAAAGUAAACCCCUUUAAGUCUUACUCUCAGAUGCCAGAAGAGCAAAGUCAGACAGACUCUGCGGUUCCUAAUACCAUUUCCUCAUCCAAGGACACCCAGCCGAUUCACAGUAAGCACUCCCUCAGUACUGAAAGCCUGGAUGACAGCACAAUAGAGAGACAUACUAUUUGGUACGCUGAUGCUGACACCAGCAGUGAGGUGAAAAGCCAGCUGAAAGAAGAACCGAAGAAACGCACAGUGACUUUUAGAAUAAAGAGGAUUCUUCCCAGUGUGUUUGGGUCUGGAACAAAGGAAUCUGCUGCAGUAUCAUCUGACACUCAGGAGGCAGUGGAAGUUCAAACCCUACAGUUGGCUGAAGUACCAGUGCCCAGUGAAGGAACAGUCCCAGACCCUCUAGACGAUGAAGAUGGUCUUUUGGCAUGGUGGGGAACAGUAGAAGGCUGGGAUGAGUGGAAUGAGGCCAACAAGGACGAUGAGGCUGAAGAAGUGGUGGAAGAAGCAGCUGAUCGAGUUUUUAUGGCAGCUCGUCUCUUCGUUCGCUUCUUCAACCAGCGUGGUGGCUCGCUGCAACAGAACAUCCUGGAGCUCCUCGCUUUGGCCGAUGCCGCCGACAAUUUCCACAAGAAGACGGUCACGGCUAGUGUCGGUGGUGGGUUGGCCAGUGUCGCAGGAUCUGUCACCACCAUCACCGGCCUCAUUCUGGCACCCUUCACUGCAGGGACAUCGCUCAUCGUCACAGCGGUUGGCAUCGGUGUUGCUACAGCAGGCGGGUUGACGUCUGCUUCAGCCAACAUCACAGACACGGUCCAUUCCAAGACGGACCGAAAGAAGGUGGAGGCGAUGAUCCAAACCUACCAAGAGCAGAUGAAGGACAUCAAAGAGUGCCUUGAGUUUUUGCAGGAAGGGAUGGAGACACUUCAGGAGUGGGAUUUUGAGAAGUACGCUGAGAGCAUCUCUAAGAAGCACCUCAACCAGAACGUCAAACAUGUAAUGAAGGAGGGCGGCCGCGCUGGUAAGGCUUUAGUGAUCAACACAGAGAGCCUGAUUAACACUGUUCAGGUCCUCAGUGUUGCAGGCACCGCUGCUAAAGCUGCCCAGGUGAUGAGCAUAACCACCGGAGUGAUGUCUGGUCUCUUCCUGGCUCUCGACGUCUUUUUCUUGGCAAAGGAUUCCAUGGAGCUGAAAAAAGGCGCCAAGACAGAGUUUGCUGCUAAGAUCCGAGAAGUUUGUAAGGAACUGCAGGAUGGGCUGCUGGAGCUUAACAACAUCAAGGAACAGCUGCAGAAAACUAUGGAUGGGAUAGAGGUGGAGGUAGAGGAAGAGGAUGAGGAGCUGUUGAAGGCUGAUCUUAAAAAACUUGUCGAGCUUGAAGAAUGAAGGAACGCUGGUCAAGGAUCAAAACCAAAAACUUUACUGCCUUAAUCAUAAAAUUAUAAAACGUAAGCAAACCUGAAGAAGUUAGACAAAAAUGUUUUAUCAGAAAUUAACCUGCUAUUAGUAGUUUUGGAGGUUAAAAGCAAUUACUGUAGUAUUGCCAUUACUAUAAAGGGCCAUGUUGUUUUGUUGUUUGAGAACUUUACUUCGAAGUAGCUGCUUUUUAGUAAAA